Cicer arietinum (chickpea) is the source of this 3535-nucleotide messenger RNA. RefSeq lists its product as uncharacterized. Lineage: Eukaryota; Viridiplantae; Streptophyta; Magnoliopsida; Fabales; Fabaceae. The record is from RefSeq and is a predicted model, not a curated record.
UCAAAAUUCCAAACACCCCUUCAAAUUCCAAGUUAAGUGAACAAAUAAGGUAAACUACUUAAAGGGAAUCGAUUCUCUAAAACGUGUCAAACAUAAUAACCACUAACCACUUCAUAACUAUUGAUACUAGAAACUUAUUUGGCUACUAUAUAACAAAGUGAAAAUUAAAAUCCUCAUUAGAUUUUUUGUCUUAAAAAAAACUCUAAUGUUGCUUUCUUUCCUUGUACAUGUGUGCACAAUCUUCUCCAACAAUUUCGGUAUUUUUGUCCAAAAACAAAUUAUUAUGCCUCAAAAAUCUCUACAAGUAAGAGGAGGAAGAGUCCACUUUUCCACUAUGAAUGUUUAAUUUGAUAUUGAAAUUUUUUUCAAGACCCACUUUUUCUUCUCUUCAUACUCUUAACUUGGUUUUGGAAAUUUCGUGGACAUAAAAACAAAACCUUUUCAAAGGUUGGUUUGGAUUGAAUAAGGUAACAAUACCCUUAUUUGUACUUCAAAAAAAAACAUUGGUUUCAUCAAUAUAUUAUGUUUUUUUGUGAAUGAUUUUGUUCUCGAAAACAUGUCUUUGCCUUUUGGUUCUAUGAGAGUUUUCAUCAGCAAUUAUGUGUUCCAUUCGUUUGGAUUCAUACUCAGAUACUUCUUCAGAUUUCUUCAUUUAGGAGAUACCAAAAAAGAGAUCAAUAUUCAACAAUCACAACAACUAAAUGAUGGAAACUUUCAUGAUUCUAAGAUGGAUGGUUUCUCAGAAGAGCUUGCUAAUUUCCUUUUUUGGAGUGAAGAAUUUCAUGAAAGAGAAACAGAGUACUCUGUUUUCAUGGAUACCAUUCAUGAAGCAAAAACAGAGUGCUCUGUUUUAAAGGAAAAUCAUUCUGAUUUUCAUGAAGAAAGUGUGAAAACAGAAGUGCUUAGCAAAAACACUGUUUCAAAAGAGAUUGAAUCUCACAUCCAAUUGCAUGUAGAUGAUUUUGAUAGAGAAAAAGAAGAUGGUUUGGUUUUUGUGGAGAGUGAGUGUGCUAAUUUUGUUGUACAUGAAGAUAGUAACGAAAAUGAAGGCGAAGAAGGAGAAGAUUUUGUUAUUAUGGAGACUGAUCCAAAUGUUUAUGAAACUGAAACAAAGAAAUUUGUUUUAAUGGAUAAUAGUUAUGAUCUAUGUAAUGAUAAUAAGAAGAUAGAAGAAGAAAUUGGAGAAAUUUCUAUUGAUAAAAAUGAAACAGAGUGUUCUGUUUUCAUGGAGAAUGUUUCUGUUGCAAAUGAAGAUGACAAGAACUUAGUUGAAAAUGAAAUAAGUGGUUCUUUUUAUAAGGAUGAAGGGUGUAAUAUUCAUGAUGUUAGUAAGAAAAUUGAUAAAUUUCAAAAAGAAAACUAUGUUUUCGGUGAAGAUGGAUUCGAUCGCCAUGAUGAUAGUAAAAGAGAAGAAGAAACAGAACAAGAAACAGGGGACUCUGUUUUUAUGCAGAGUGACACUAUAACAACAACAACAAGUAAGUGUGAAUUCUUUUCAGGAAAAGAUAUAAGUUGUUUCAUGGAAGAACCAACAAAAUUUAGAUUCAGUUUUCGAGAAUUCUACGCGAGUCCCGACGUUUCAUACAACGAGUUUUCGAGUCUUGAUUUAAAGAAAGACAUUGUACAUGAAGAAGAAAAAGAGGAAUCAAUUCAUGAAACCGAUGAUAGUCCUAUUCGGUUCGAGAGCGAGGCGUUUGGUGGAACUGAUUCAUCGGAAGAAGAUUAUUUCCUUUUCAAUGAAAAUUCAGUGACAUCUGAUCCUGAGUCAGAAUCAUCUAGCUCAAGUGGUUUAAUCUUGAGCAACAUCAACAAAAUUGAUGAUUCAUUUUCCUAUCAUUUUCUUGGUGGUAAAAAUGGAAGUGAAGGAUUUGAGUCUGAGAUUCUAAAUUUGAUUACAAGAGAGGAAAAACAAUCUUCAUUUGAUGAUAAAGUUUCAAACUUUGAAGUUCAUGAGGCUUAUUCUGAAAAUGAGUAUAUAGAAAUGGAACCUAAGAUGAAGAAAAAUGAAGAAACUAAGUGGGAAGAUGAAUUGAAUGAAUCAGAAUCUGAUGAAGAUGAUUUUGAAUGGGAGCAUGAUGAUUUAGUUGAACAGUUGAAGUUAGAAUUGAAAAAUUCAAGGCAAGGAGGACUUGCAACAAUCAUAGAAGAAGUUGAAGAAGAUUUUGAAGAGAAUGAGGAGGUAAAAGAACAAGAACAAGAAAACGAAUUUACAAAAGUUGUUGAAGAAUUUGAAAAUCAUUUGAAAAUUGAAGAGAAGGUAGAAUACAUGGAUCAAAUGGAUGAAAUUGAAAUAGUUUACAAGAGCUAUGCUGAGAAAAUGAGGAAACUUGAUAUCUUGAAUUACCAAACCAUGCAUGCAUUAGGUCUUCUUCAACUAAAAGACCCUCUAAAAUUAAUUUCAAUACCAAAAUCCACCAUCUUAAAUGCAAAGAAUGGAAUAAUCUCUCACACAAAUUUGUGGCCAAGAAAACCAACAAAGAUCACAUCUGACCCAUUUCAUAAAAUUGUUGAUGAACUUCAUAGAGAUUUGGAAUUGGUAUAUGUUGGACAAAUUUGUCUCUCAUGGGAAAUUCUAUGUUGGCAACACAUGAAAGCCAUUGAGUUACAAGAAUAUGAUUCACAAGGGUCUCAUCAUAGGUAUAAUCAUGUUGCUGGUGAGUUUCAACUUUUUCAAGUGUUGAUGCAAAGGUUCAUAGAGAAUGAGCCAUUUAACAGUGGACCAAGGAUUCAGAAUUAUGUAAAGAAUCGUUGUGUGAUUAGGAACCUCCUUCAUGUUCCAGCUAUAAAAGAUGAUAUUAAAGGGAGUGAGGAGGAUGCUAUUACAAGUGGAAAGUUGCAAGAUAUCAUCAAGGAAUCAAUGCGGAUGUUUUGGGAAUUUGUCCGAGCAGAUAAAGAUAAUGGGAAUGUGAUUUCUAAGCAUAUUGGUUUUAAUCUCAAAGACCCUGCAAUUUCAGGUCUUCUAGUGGACAUUAAAACACAACUACAAAAGAAGGAUAGAAAGCUGAAGGACAUAGUAAGAACCGGGAAUUGCAUAGUGAAGAAGUUCCAAAAGCACCAUGAGGAUCAACUUGAUCAUGAGCAAUUGGUUGCUCAAGUUGGAUUAAAAUUGAUUUCAAGAGUGGUAAACAUGUCACAAUUGAAAAAAGAUCAAGUACUAUGGUGUAGUGAAAAGUUGCAAAGAAUCAAAUUUUUGAGCAGGAAGGUUGUUCAUGUGGAACCUUCUUUUUUGCUUUUUCCAUGUUAAUUAAUUCAGCCAAUUUAGAGAUAUAGUUUUUUCCACUUCAAAUGAUAUAUACUAGCGUCUCAUAUUUAGUGUCUGACGUGACUCAGAUAAUCAGAACUCAGAUAUGAUUAUCUCAUCUCGAGGGAACUUAUGGAAGAAAAUAAUUAUAUCCCAGUGUAAAUAGAAAAUAAAGAUCUCAUAACAAUUCUCAGUUUUUGUAUAUAUGCAUAUAGAACUGUCGAAGCUCUUGCUCAUAAUUCGUAGUCAUCUAUUCUAAUUAAUGGCAUAAAUAGAAAAGGUUGUGUAAAAUCU